This is a messenger RNA of Gossypium arboreum, 645 nucleotides long. Its product is annotated as protein trichome birefringence-like 16. Gene Ontology annotation, cellular component: Golgi apparatus. The transcript is spliced from 4 exons. Bases 119 to 622 code for a protein of 167 amino acids. Gene Ontology annotation, molecular function: O-acetyltransferase activity. NCBI's taxonomy places the organism in Eukaryota, Viridiplantae, Streptophyta, Magnoliopsida, Malvales, Malvaceae. The record is from RefSeq and is a predicted model, not a curated record.
GCUUUUAUAGUAGGUAUUAUUGAUAUUGGAGUAUAUAUAUAAUAUUGAGACAUACAAUUUAUCCAACACAAAGGAAGAGCAGAGGAGGCACUUCCUACUAACAAGUGCAGAAGAGGAGAUGAAAGGAGGAGAUGGUUUCAGAACAACUGGAAAGAAAAUCUCUGUGGCUCUGCUUGCUCUGGUUUUGAUGACCUUAUUGCUUUGGGAUUGGGAGACCAAUCCUUUUGUUUAUACACAUGUAUCAACCCAAUACCAGUCCAACACACCUCCUGAGCCUAUGGAGCCUGCUGAGACGAAAACUGAUGGAAAUAAGUAUCAAUCACUUGAGAAAGAAGAAGGGAAAGAGCCAAUGGAAAAUGGUGAUGAUUUUGAAGCUGAGAUGAUAGAUGGUAGCUUUGUAAAUGAGACAGCCUCAGUCGAUACAAAAGUCUGUAAUUAUGCAAGAGGUAGAUGGGUUGCUGAUAGCAGGCCGCCUUUAUAUGCUGCUCAAUGCAAGUAUAUGGAAAGGAAGUGGGCAUGCAGACUCUCCAGUCGAACAGAUUUCUCCUACGAAGGUUAUAGAUGGCAGUCCGUAGAUUGUCAAAAGCCAGAAUUUGAGGCCUCUCAUUUCUUGGAAAGGUAAGCAGUUUAACGCAAACACACACA